Molecule: messenger RNA, 2754 nt
Organism: Alosa sapidissima (American shad)
Lineage: Eukaryota; Metazoa; Chordata; Actinopteri; Clupeiformes; Clupeidae
Gene: plpp5
Product: phospholipid phosphatase 5
Exons: 8
Coding region: 238-1047 (269 amino acids)
Biological process (GO): phospholipid metabolic process
Molecular function (GO): phosphatidate phosphatase activity
Source: RefSeq, a predicted model, not a curated record
UGACGUGGUAGUGUUUCAUUAACGUUACCGUCAGAGAGAAACCUCUCCAUCGGUGAUUUCUAAUGCGGUAGGUCUCGAUACUGUGCCAUAUGACAUGAUCAUUACUACGCGGAACUACGAUCUUCACCUCUAACGCCUGCUUUUGACAAUCGACGAUAUCAUCCGUCGGUUAAAGGAGGCAAGGGGUGCGUCGGAAGGUGAGACGAUAAGGGAUUUGAUGACGACUUUGACCUGAAGAUGAAGAAGAGUUUAGACAAUGGCUUCAUCGGUGAAGUGCUGGUUCGACUUCUUCUUUUAGCCGUGUUUCUAGUUACUGAGGCUUUGCCUCCUUUUACUCGAGAGAUCCAGCCCGAAGAACUGUGGCUCUACAAGUUCCACCACGUGGAAAAUGAUCAUGUGCCCACCAACCUCAUGUUUAGUAUCGCCCUCCUCACACCACUGGUGGCCAUCUUUCUGUUUGCCUUCCUGAGGAGAGCUGACCGAGGGGACGUGAAGGAGGCCUCUCUGGCUGUGACUCUAACUCUGGUGCUCAACGGGGUCUUCACCAAUGCGGUCAAGCUCACUGUCGGCCGGCCACGGCCAGACUUCUUUUACCGCUGUUUCCCGGACGGGAAGUUCAACGCCGAGCUGAGGUGUAGCGGUGACCCGGAUGUGGUCAUGGAGGGCAGGAAGAGCUUCCCCAGUGGACACUCCUCCUUUGCCUUUGCAGGGCUGGGCUUUACGGCGUUGUACCUGGGGGGAAAGCUGCACUGUUUCAGCCCCGUAGGCAGGGGGCGCUCUUGGAGGCUCUGCAUCUUCCUCAUGCCGCUCCUCUGUGCCAUCCUCAUCGCCGUGUCCAGGACCUGCGACUACAAACACCACUGGCAGGACGUGCUGGUGGGGUCUCUGCUGGGCAUGAUCUUCUCGUACCUGUGCUAUCGGCAGCACUACCCGCCGCUCAGCGACAUGGACUGCCACCGACCGCUCCGCCUCAGAGAAGCUUCCGGAGCCUGCGGGGGAGCACAGGAGAGCAAGCAGAACCGAUCUGGAUACCUCCUGCCACUCUAGGAGAACCUCUCCCUCUCUCUCCCUCCCCCCCCCCUCUCUCCCUCUCCCCCUCUGUCCCUUCAUCUACCUCCAUCUCUCACACUCAUUCUCUCUUUCACAUGUUCUUUCCUUUCCUCCAUCUCUCUCUCUCUCUCUCUCUCUCUCUCUCUCUAUGUCUCCAUCUCUCUCUCUCUGUUUAUCUCACCCACUCCCCCAUCCUCACGUCCAUUCCAGAAGGGACCGGCUCUCUUAGUCAGACUCCUGGGGUUUUCCACAGCUCAGAGGACACAGUAGACUGUCCCCACUUUCACCCAUAUCUGUUUCCUCAGGGCUGAAUGGAUGAUGUGAAUGACAGCAAGUGCUAAUGUGUGCUCGCAGUUCAGAGGAACCAGGCAUUGGUUCCUCUCUUAUGCCUUGAGCAAUAUGUUUCAGCUCGUCGUCCUCUUCGUACGGGUCAGCUUAAACGUAUGCCUGACCGUCAGUGAUGGUUUUUAUCUAACACUUCUGAGGGUUAGCAGAGGCAUACGACGAGCUGUUGAGAAGCUGGAGAUGCUGCCAGCUGUCAGCUGUGUCCACUUGGCUCAGAGAAAGAGAGCAUGAGAGAGAGAGAGAGAGAAUGAAUGAGAGAGUGUAUUGAAUUUGUGUACAUGCUUUGACAACACAAGCACUCUUGUCAUGUCAAUAAAGCUUAUUUGAAUUUGAAUUGAGAGAGCGAGAGCUUCUUUGAAUUUGAAUUUAGAGAGAGAGAGAGAACAGACCCACCUCUUCUGUGGAUGCCCCUGGAGCAGACUUGGGAGUGUGUAGUGUCUCAGUAGCACAUUCCCAGGGUGUGGCAGAGCGCUCUGUGGCCACAUCAUCAGGGCCUUCCGACCCACCUGAAGGUGGCCACAACUCUGCCACCCCUACCACCACACCGUUCCACUACCACCCUACCCUGACUCUGCCAACAUUCCACAACCCCUACCCUAACUCUGCCACCAUUCCACUACCCCUCUACCCCGACUCUGCCAACUAUUUAUUCCACUACCCCUCUACCCCAGUCUCACGCUCCCCUGACUAGUUCUAUAGAUGCUGCCUGUUGUUAUACAGUCUCACCCACAGGGGUACUGCCACCAGGCACUGGGUUGGCCUCCGCUGGGUGUCCAUAAGCCACUCGUGUUAAGCAUUGUGUUAAACAUUCAGGAACUUUAGUAUGUGUGCGCGACAGACAGUGGAGUUUUCAGCGAGCUGCCUCUGGCACAGUCAGGGUCGAAUGAAGCCUUGCACGCUUUUCUUGGAGGGUUUUGACGUGGUGAAAUAAACCGUAUUCUGCGCUAACAGAUCCUGUGUAAAACACAUUGGGAGUUUGUGUCAGAGUGUCCACAGUCAUGGUUAGAUGACUGUUUAUUUAUGAAUUUUAGACAUGCAAUUCAGGCCACUUGCCAACAGAGUUUGUAACUUGUCAAAUGUAUGUUGACUUUACUGGUUGACCUUUUUUUAAAGAACUUUACUAUGUUUGUUUAGGUAAGAACUUUGACCAUACUAUCUGCGGGUGUACGUAUAUCACCCAUAGUUCAUCUUUACUGUACUGCAUCCUAAAAGGAACACUGUGUUCUUUUGGACAUGACUCAUUGACUGUGAAAGCUUACUGUUGCCAUGAUGUUUGAAAGGUUUACUAUUGGUAAAGACUGUAAUUGAAUGAUUUAAGUAAAGACACCUGUAAUAAUUAAAAUACUCAAGUAUUCAAAA